UCCUCGGCGCUGAAUGGGAGUGGAGAAGGAUGCAGGAGGAUUCGUAAACUCCACAGGAUCCAUGGAAUAUGUAGAAUGAGUCCCUAUCUGAGUACUGAGGUUGUAUUUUGUAGUCGUUCAAUCACAGCCGGGGAAUGAAAGACAGAGAUUGCGGCGUCACUUGGAGUAGAUAACGCGUUAUCGUUGGAACAUUCUAUGGUGCUUGGUUGCAGACUAUUUAGGCUCGUGUCGUUCAGGUGACAGACACUUAACUUUACGGACUGUGUAUUCUUUAUCCGCUAUGUAAUUUGGAGCAAGUGGGUGUACAUCGGAUCCCUAAAAAUACGAUCAGUUGGAUGUAUUGAACUGUCGAGCAUAACUUUUAAUAACUCAGAAUAAUAGCUCAGCAAUUGGCUAAUACGUGCACGGUAUGCAUGAGAGCCUUGAGAAUCUGUAUGAGCUGGAUAAUGAUAAUCAUGGACUGUCAUCAGACGAAGAAUAUGCCAAUUCACUGUAGGAUGUAAUCGUAACACUUGGAAUUGACAUAGCCGGUCUUUACGCGGGCCGGGGAAGCAUGGAGAAAGGUCUUUAUUCCCUCAUUCAGAUUCACGCAUUGAAAGUGCACUUCGGGAACUACAGCGUUUUCUUCGGAAACUUUUAAGCUGAUGUCCGACGUACUCAAAUAUGAGAGAAAAUCAUUGAAAACACUAGAAUUGUAUUAAAACGGCCUACGUAAUUUUUUGUAAACGUAAAAUCAUAUAGUACAGCCUUAAUGGAAAUAGCCUACAUUCCAAACAUUUCUUACAAUACAUUUAAAAUCUAAGCGCGAAAGAUAUUGACCAUGGCUCCCACAGGCCUAAGGGAAAGUGACCUCUAUCAAAAGUGUGGACAUGUUCAUCAAGAAGUGUGAGGCAGAGGCCCAUGAGAAUGAAAUAACUGCUUUUUCUGCAGAGGUUCUCUGGGAUAUGAUGAUGUGAAAGUAUGCUACCACAUCCUAGGUAAGGUAAAAGUUACAUUCCAUCGGAUGGCUUCCAAUGCGUCACCGACUUCGUUGGCUCAUUUCCACACGAUCAAGGAUUUUUGUUCAUUACGUGUUUCAAAGCUGCAAAAUUGCUAAUUUACGAUGCUGUUUUUACGAUGUGUUAUUGAACUGAUCCGAGUGAGAGCGCGACGACCUGCACUAGAAGUUUCAGAAAUUGACUGUAGGCUAUCACAGGUGUUCCUUACGAAAAGUGACUCAGACCAGCAUUAUGGUUGCCUGCGGAUAAGAGUGAGCCCUGUGGGUUGAUUGUGGACCCCCAAGUCCUCCCUGCUCUUUCUCCUGACUUGGAUCCAGUCACCUUCAGCCCUACUGUCCACAUGCAGGCCAAGAAGAGGUACCUGCUCGUGUCUCUAGGGGCCUGUCUUCUUCUGGUUGCCUACCUGUGGGGACUGCAGAUCGGAGAGUUCCAUAACCAAAACCACCACCAGCACAUCUACAGAGUUGCCCAGAGACCCGGCCUCCGCCUGCACAGACAGCAUUGGCCCGAGUGGACACACCCGCUCAGCCCCUACCUGGAGGACGGGGAGCAAGAGCAGGACAGCCCUCUCCUUCACCACCAGCACACCUCUCCCCGGGAGAGACGGGAGAUCCGCAACAACAUCUACAAGAGCAGGAGGUGCCGCAUGGACACAUGCUUCGAUUUCAGGCGCUGCCAGAGGGGGUUCAAGGUAUACGUCUACCCCCUGCCGAAGGGGGAGAAGGUGUCGGAGAGCUACCAGAAGAUCCUGACGGCCGUUGAGGAUUCCCGGUUCCACACCACGGACGUUAACCAGGCUUGUCUGUUUGUGCUGGGCAUCGACACCCUGGACCGGGACCAGCUGUCCGGCCAAUACGUUCACAAUGUCAAGGCUAAAAUACAGAGCCUCCCCACAUGGAACGACGGGAGGAACCACCUCAUAUUCAACCUCUACUCUGGCACCUGGCCGGACUACACAGAGGAGCUGGGCUUUGAUAUUGGCCAGGCAAUUUUGGCCAAAGCCAGCAUUGAUAUGGAUAAUUUUAGGCCACACUUUGAUGUGUCCAUUCCGUUGUUUUCAAAAGACCAUUCUCAGAAAGGAGGGGACAAGGGUUAUUUGACACUCAACAAUGUCCCUCCAUCAAGAAAAUAUCUACUGGUUUUCAAAGGGAAGAGGUAUCUGACUGGUAUCGGUUCAGAAACCAGAAAUGCUUUGUAUCAUAUUCACAAUGGGGAAGAUAUCAUUCUGUUGACCACCUGCAAGCACGGAAAAGACUGGGAGAAGCAUAAGGAUACACGAUGUGACAGGGAGAAUGAAGAAUACUCAAAGUUCGACUACCAGGAGCUGCUCCACAACUCCAGCUUCUGUCUGGUGCCUCGCGGUCGCAGACUGGGGUCUUUCCGCUUUCUUGAGGCACUUCAGGCUGCCUGUAUCCCUGUUCUACUGAGCAAUGGCUGGGAGCUGCCUUUCUCAGAGAUCAUCGACUGGAGCAAAGCAGCCAUCAUUGGAGACGAGAGACUCCUACUCCAGGUUCCUUCAAUUACCAGAUCUGUGGACCAUGACAAAAUAUUGGCUCUCAGGCAGCAGACUCAGUUCCUCUGGGAUGCUUAUUUUUCUUCGGUAGCAAAAAUAGUAUUAACUACAUUAGAGAUAAUCCAAGACAGAAUAAAUUCACACAUAUCCAGGAACAAGUUGAUGUGGAAUUCAUUGCCUGGCGGACUAUACGUUCUGCCUCAGUUCUCCACCGACGCGGCAGUGUUCCCCUUUUAUUAUUCCUCGCUGGGUAAGAGCCCGUCACAGGAGUUCACCGCUGUGAUCCAGGCCGUGACACCCCUACAGUCCCAGCUGCAGCCUCUAGUCAAGCUCAUCAUCGCUGUUGCCAAGUCCAAGUUCUGUGCACAAAUUAUUGUGCUUUGGAAUUGCGAUAAGCCUUUACCUUCCAAGAACAAGUGGCCCUCCACCGCCGUGCCUAUCACUGUCAUUGAGGGAGAGAGAAAGACAAUGAGCAGUCGCUUUUUCCCACACGACGUCAUCCUAACGGAUGCUGUCCUCAGUCUGGAUGAGGACUCUGUCUUGUCGACCAAUGAGGUUGACUUUGCCUUCUUCGUCUGGCACAGUUUCCCAGACAGGAUUGUGGGCUACCCAGCACGCAGCCAUUACUGGGACAGCAGCAAAUCAAGAUGGGGCUACACCUCCAAGUGGACUAAUGAGUACUCCAUGGUGCUCACAGGGGCUGCAUUCUAUCACAGGUACUACCACUACCUGUACACUCACUACUUGCCACCCAGCCUUCUCACUAUGGUGGACCGGAUGUCCAACUGUGAGGACAUCCUCAUGAACUUCCUGGUAUCUGCCGUCACCAAGCUUCCACCAAUCAAAGUCACACAGAAGAAGCAGUACAAGGAAACCAUGAUGCAGCAGGGCUCUAAGACAUCCCGCUGGGCCGACCCGGACCACUUUGCCCAGAGACAGACGUGUAUGAACUCAUUCAGCGGCUGGUUUGGGUUCAUGCCUCUGCUUCACUCUCAGAUGAGGCUGGACCCUGUGCUGUUCAAGGACCAGGUCUCCAUCCUGAGGAAGAAAUACAGGGACAUCGAGAGGCUGUAAACGCAGAAUAAACCCAAUGCACACAGGUAGAAAACAUUGGUGUGGGUACAGCUCAAAUCUCCCUCCGAGCUGCAAGUAAAGUGAACUGCCUUUAAACCAGCCUGUUCAGUCAGUGAGACUGAAGUCUCUAUGGAUUAAUUUAAUGUGAAAUAUGCAACACCAGGACCGUUCUCCAGAGGUGACGGUCUUGGCUAUUGAAUAUGAUUCAGAACUCUAGUUGGAUCAGCUCUCUCCAUGUCAGUGAGUUGAGACUGUUGAUGUUGUCAUCAUUGUUGUCAUGAGAAGAAUAUAAGGAACUUUUCAAACGCUUUGACAUCAGACUGAAUUGUCAUUGUCACUUCUCUGAAUGAGGACCCAGGAAGUGAGGACACAAAUGCCUGCAAUGUGUAUUUGAGUUGGGUUUGAGAUAUUUUCUGUGGCAGUGUGGUCUUAAAACGAACACAGUACAUUGUGUUUGUCCUCCAUGAGAUCUAUAAAGUUUUUAUCUCCUACAUUAUACCUGUUGCUUUCCUUCAUUCAU
This is a messenger RNA of Esox lucius (northern pike), 4105 nucleotides long. RefSeq names its product exostosin-1. NCBI's taxonomy places the organism in Eukaryota, Metazoa, Chordata, Actinopteri, Esociformes, Esocidae. Gene Ontology annotation, molecular function: glycosyltransferase activity. Gene Ontology annotation, cellular component: membrane. The record is from RefSeq and is a predicted model, not a curated record. The transcript has 12 exons. Bases 1339 to 3585 code for a protein of 748 amino acids.